Messenger RNA from Linnemannia hyalina, 1401 nucleotides. The record is from the annotation of a GenBank genome assembly. Lineage: Eukaryota; Fungi; Mortierellomycota; Mortierellomycetes; Mortierellales; Mortierellaceae.
AUGCCUUCUUCAGUCCCCCUCGCAGCGAUUCGCAUCCUUCGACCCCUUCAAGGCCACCGCCCUCUCUCAAGCAACAACUUGGCUGCCCUCUCAAACAUUCAGCAGGCAGAAGAAGAGCAUGACCGCGCUCUACAGAGCGGCCCAACAGAUCCAAUCACGCUCAGCAACGAGUGCGACAGGACAAAAUCUGUAGAAGAUUUGCGGGAUCAGCUCCUCAAGGCUGAUUUCACAGACAUUGAAAUUGUCCACGUCUCGCUGAGGACCAUUGUUGAAGUCUCGGAUGCGCUGGCCAAGGAGAUGAAGACCUAUAAUGACCGUGGUCAGGAGUUGGUUGUCUUUCAGCUCUGCGAUGGCACAGAACUGGAUGGCUAUCCUGGCGUCUCGAUGAUUCAUGAACUGGAAAAGCGCAAGAUCCCAUUUACCGGCUCAGACUCUGCCUUCUACAUCAUCUCCAGCUCAAAGCCGAUCCUCAAGCGGGAACUCCAAAAGGCCAAUGUGCCGACCUCCUCCUUCGAAGAGUUUAUCGACCCACCCAAGAUGACCGACCUCGACAACAUCAUCAGGGAGAUCGGCUUCCCUAUGAUUGUCAAGCCUUCGAUUUCCUAUGCGUCCAUCAACAUCUCGAUGAAGUCUGUUGUCCACACACCAGACGAGUUGCUGGAGCAGGUCAACUUGUCCCUCAGUGCCAGCAAGUCUGGGGCCAAGCUUACAGGCCAGGUCCUGACGGAGCGCACAGAUGAACAGAAUAAGCAGGAUCAGCGGAUGGCGAAGUUGCUCAAGAAGGAGCAAAAGAUGGAGAUUGACAUCGAAACGCCUACUGUCUUUGUUGAGAGGUACCUGGCUGGACGCGAGUUCACUGCUUUGGUUGUCGGUGAUAAGGACUGGGGUGUUCGUGUCUACCCUGUUGCCGAGCGCGCCUUUGACCCAAAGCUCGGCAAGUUUGAGCGCCUUCUCUCCUUUGACCAAUACUGGGAUGGAUAUAAUUUGGAGGGAGGAUCGGGCAAUGAGGAGUUUUGCAAGUACCAGAUGGCCAAUGGAGCGUGGCAGGAUCACCUUCAGCAGGUUGCUAAGGAUGCCUAUCUUGCCCUCGAUGGAAACGGUUACGGACGCGUUGAUAUUCGUACGGUCGAGAUGGAUACAUGCGAGCCAGUCGUGCUUGAGGUCAAUGCCAACUGUGGCCUUUCAUUCGAGAAAGACUCAUCGUCGUUGGCAAACAUCCUCUUGAUGACGAACGUGUCCCCCCCUGGGUUUGUUCGGGACCUGAUCGACAAUGCAAUCCACCGCAACUAUCGGCUGAACCACCUUGCAUCACACAAGCUGUUCACCCCUCACCGUGCCGGUGUCACUGCUGUCCAUGCCAGCACUGCCCGACAUGUUCACGAGGUCCUUGUCCAGAGCUAG